Pelobates cultripes (western spadefoot toad) is the source of this 315-nucleotide messenger RNA. Lineage: Eukaryota; Metazoa; Chordata; Amphibia; Anura; Pelobatidae. The record is from the annotation of a GenBank genome assembly.
AUGGACGCCAUUCUCCAUGGCUCCCCAGCAUCAACAGACAAUCCGUUGCGCAUCUCAGGUACGGGGGACCAUCAACCCGUGGGACCCGUAGAUACAACACCAGGGCUCCCAGGGCUACCCACCGAUGCCCUUUUUAUACACACAACCAGGCAAAAAACGAACCCGCAAAUCUCGGGCCUACCUCGCCCUCCCACCAGCACCGCAACUACCCGCGGGACAGACAGCGGGCAGACCACUACCAAUCACCCAGCGAAGAAAUGGGGAGGCGAUCACAGAAGCCACAGCAAGCUGCACCCAGGGACUCACAAGACAUAG